GUGCCUAUAAAAUAUAAUAUGGAACAAAAACAACGCACAGCACAAAAGGCAGCACCAGUGGCCACCGGUUCCACAGCUGUUGUGAGUGACGAUGAUGAUGAGGACGCUGGACCGCUGGAUGUGAUGAAACUACAGGGCAACAAUAUCAAUCCGCGCGACAUUAAACUGCUGCAACAGGCGAGCCUGCACACCGUCGAAUCGGUGACUUAUGCGACGCGACGUCAACUGUUGAAUAUCAAAGGACUUGGCGAGUCCAAGGUUGAUCAUAUUAUGAAGGAGGCACAGAAGUUGGUGCCGUUGAGCUUUACCAGCGCACGCACCUUCCAUCAAAUGCGCUCCGAAGUAGUAAUGCUGACAACCGGUUCCAAGGAGCUAGACAAGCUGCUGGGCGGCGGCAUUGAGACAGGUUCAAUCACCGAAAUCUUUGGCGAGUUUCGUUGCGGCAAGACGCAGAUUUGUCACACGCUCGCCGUGACAUGUCAGCUGCCUAUUAGUCAGAAUGGUGGUGAGGGCAAAGCUUUGUAUAUUGACACUGAGGGCACUUUUCGCCCAGAGCGUUUGUCCGCGAUUGCACAACGCUAUCACAUGGAGGAGGCGGAUGUGCUAGACAAUGUGGCAUGUGCGCGAGCGCAUAACACGGAUCAACAGACGAAACUGGUACAAAUGGCCGCGGGUAUGAUGUUUGAAUCGAGAUACGCCUUGAUCAUUGUGGAUAGUGCCAUGGCGUUGUAUCGUUCGGAAUAUGUGGGACGAGGCGAGCUUGCUGCUCGCCAAAAUCAUUUGGGCUUAUUUCUACGCAUGCUGCAGCGACUGGCAGAUGAAUUUGGCGUCGCUGUUGUCAUCACCAAUCAGGUGACGGCUCAGGUAGAUGGGGGUGCUUCCAUGUUUCAGGCGGAUGCCAAGAAACCCAUUGGUGGUCACAUUAUGGCGCAUGCUUCAACGACGCGUCUUUAUCUGCGCAAGGGCAAAGGAGAUGCUCGCAUCUGCAAGAUAUACGAUUCGCCUUGCUUACCCGAAUCUGAGGCCAUGUUUGCCAUCUUGCCCGAGGGCAUUGGUGAUGUGAAGGAGAAUGAUUGAUUGAAUAAUAUUAAGCUAUCUUUAAUUAUAUUUUUUUUAUUAUUAUUAGUAACCAUAAAUAAAGUUUUUAUAUUUAUAUUUCCCAAUUUGGAUAACACUGCUGCCAAGAAUUAUACAUUUGUCAUUUUGGUUGUAAGAUUUGAUCACUCUGUACCUUAGAACAUUAUUUUUAUUUUUCUUUAUUUUCUUAACAAGAAACUUGUACAGAAAUUAUGCCAUUUAAAUUUAUACAUCUUGUUUGUUUAUAUAAAUUUUCAUUGAACUUUCGCCAUACAUUUAUUUUCCUAGGAUUGCAGUGUAUUCACAAACACACGUGCAUAUUUAAUGCCUAUACAUGAGUUCCACACAUCGUGCGCAUUCCUGCACAUAAGCUCUUGUACUUAUGUACAUACAUACAUUCUGUGCCAAUUCCAUUUGUUUCAUAACACUAAUGGACCCAGCUGAUUCAGUUUCAAGUCUACGAUUGUAAACAAAAAAGUAAAUUCCAAAGUUUUCUGCAAAUGCAAAACGAAAAUAAUUUGCAAUAUGAUAAAUGCAAUCCAUUAGAACUGAAAAGAGAAUUAAUUAUAAAAGUAGAGGACCAUGACGAUGUGGAAGCAAUUAUUGCGGAAAACCAAGUGGAGGAAAGCCGGCCACUUGAACGUAACAUAAACAGUACGAAUGAUGUCGACCCAUUAUCCAUCAAUAUAAACGAACCAUUGUUCCCCAUAACGGAUAAAAUGCGGCGACGCAUCAAGCUCAUGAAGUUCCGCAUGCUGUUAAAAAUAAAGCUACUAAAGCAGCGACGUCCGAAGGUAGCGGAAGCCUUAAGUGAGUAUCGAAUUGAAUGUUCCCAAACGAUUUAUUUUCAUGAGGUAUACGACAGCAAUAGCUGUGAUUGCAGUGUAUACACAGGCUUCAUAGUAUGGAGUCCAAACAGACAUACACCCACACAUACAUAUACAUAAAUACCCGUACGCUCGCAUCAUUUGCCAAUUCCAUACGUUUCAUAGCACUACCAGCCCUAUUACCACUGCUUCAUUUUCAGUUGCUAGCAAAUAUACAUAUGUAUUUGUUUACUCAAAAAUUGUUUCAAAUGGAAAACGCCGACUACAAUGUGCAAAAUGAUGAAUGUGAUCUAUUGGUAUUAGAAACGGAAUCAUUUAUAGUAAUAGAAUACGGGGACAAUGGGGAAGCUAAUAAUGACGAAGACCAAGUUGAGAAAAACCAGCCACUUGAACGCAGCAACAGCAUAACAAGUGCUGUCGACUCCUUCAUCCAUCAAUUUGAGCGGACCGUUUUUUUCCCAUAACGGAUAAGAUGCGAAUACGAAUUAAGUGCUUGAAGUACCGUAUGAUGAGCAAACUUAAGCUCUCGGGUGAACGGUUAAAGGAGCGACACUGAUGAGCGCGGAAGCCAAUCGUGAUUGGCGUCGAAGAGCCAUAGAAGCGGCUGUUGAUGGAAAGAGGCGGCGUUGAAAAAAGUAAGAAUAAAGAGAAUGAAGAAGGCAAGAAAGCCCCACGCCAGUCAGCGUGAGCGGCGCAUAGUGAGGAAUCGUGAGAGGGACAAAAUAUAUUCAUCAAAGAAGCGAAAAAUUAAAGUGCCCAACAAAGGGCGGCACGUCUGGAGAACCAAGGAAGGAAAAGUAAACUUAAAACUGACAAAUUAUUGUUUUUAUUUGGUUUUAAGUAAUUUAAGAUUACAAUAUUUAUAUUUAAAAUAAAACAACUUUAUAUAUGGUGCAAUAAAAACGAAGUAAACUCCGGAA
This is a messenger RNA of Drosophila nasuta, 2824 nucleotides long. RefSeq names its product RAD51 recombinase homolog spn-A (gene spn-A). Lineage: Eukaryota; Metazoa; Arthropoda; Insecta; Diptera; Drosophilidae. The record is from RefSeq and is a predicted model, not a curated record. Gene Ontology annotation, biological process: DNA recombinase assembly; reciprocal meiotic recombination; DNA strand invasion. Gene Ontology annotation, molecular function: ATP-dependent DNA damage sensor activity; ATP binding; single-stranded DNA binding. The transcript has 3 exons. The coding region runs from base 19 to 1077 and encodes 352 amino acids. Gene Ontology annotation, cellular component: condensed nuclear chromosome.